GGUACCUUUACCUUUACCUUUACCUAUUUUAUUGCAACUUCACUGGCAGUGCUAAGGCUGCAAUGUGGGGAUUAGGCAAAAAAGAAAAAAAGAAAGAACAAUAGAACAGGCGAUGAAGGGCUUCACAGAUGCAAAAUAGGUAAGCAUCAAUCUGAUUUUCACCCACUCUUCUUGACCUGUUGGGGGAGUUUUCAAACUCAGAGGAUUAGAUAGCCAUUUCAGGCACAUGUUGCUGCUCACAACACACCACCAUCCGGCAAAACCCCUUUAAGGAAUGGCUUGUGCUGCUAACUCAGGACUGAGGGGAUGCUGGGUGGCAGCCUGACAAAGGGAAGGCAUUGAAAAGAGCUCCUUUGCUUCCUAAAUUUUCUUCCUUUUCUACGUGCUUGGAUUGCCAAUCACAGGGCCUGUCAUGUGUCUCUGUGAGAGUGAAUGCACACGGAAGGAUCCCACUUGUUUAUAAAGAGGUUUGGGAGGGAAAGUUUCUGGUCUGCAAGGGUGAGGACAAUAACUGUGCUGCCUUGAAAGAGCUAGCAAGGGAGCAUGAUUCAGUGGAAAACAAGGCAACGGUAAUGGGAACAAAUAAAGCCCACACACCCUACCUUCAUAUUUCACCUUUCUUGCCACUUCAAAGCCGCAAGCAAAAUCUAAGAGAGCCUUCCUUGUCUCUUUCCUUUACAGCAGGGGCAGACCCUGCUACAGACCACACCCUCUCACAGGCCCUGCUACACGUCCCAAAUAUUGUUGUCUGCAUGGAAUGUGUCCUUGAAUAAUGCCCCCUGCUUGCCUAGAGCAGGGGUCAGCAAACUUUUCCAGCAGAGGGCCUUCAGGGGCUGGACUAUAUUUUGGGGAAAAAUAAUGAACGAAUUCAUAUGCCCCACAAAUAACUCAGAGAUGCAUUUUAAAUAUAAGCACACAUUCUACUCAUGUAAAAACACCAGGCAGGCCCCACAAAUAAGCCAGAGAUGCAUUUUAAAUAAAAGGACAUGUAAAAACACGCUGAUUCCUGGACUGUCCACAGGCCGGAUUUAGAAGGCGAUUAGGCCAGAUCCAGACCCCAGGCCUUAUUUGCCUACCCAUGGCCUAGAGGGAGGAUAGUGUCCGUGUAGAAACUAGCCUACUGUACGAUGAUGAAAUUUAGAUUACUUGCUUCACCCACUUUAACCCACCCACGUUUGUCUCUGGCCCUUCGCAUCACUGGUAUGUGGCCCUGGGAAAGUGGCUCCUGAACUGAAAAAGGUUAUUUAACUCUGCUUCACAUAUACCUCCCGUGCCUAUUCCUUGCUUCUCACCUGCCUGUCAUGAUCGGACAGGAGAGGAGCGACUGUUAUUAGGUCAGUCAGUUGUAAACACUGACACUUAACAAUUUUGGUUCUACACAUCGAAUGUAGACCUAAGGCCCACAAAUGAUGUCAUGCAGGAGAAUCCACAGUUGCACUUAUCUGUAAUGUAAGCAUUGCACAUUAUGAUUGAAAUCAAGGGGGCUGGCUGAGCAUCGAUGCACAAACUAACUGUGGAGUCACAUGCCAGUUAUUUUACUCUAAGAACAAAGGAGAUGAAUGCUUACCAUUGCCCCUGCCAUUGCUAGUUUUUUUAUUUGUUUCUUAUCACUUCUUAAUGCACGUCUUCUCAUUUUCCCUGGAAGUAGGUCCAUGGUGGUGCCGUGUAACCAUGCAUCAAAUUGUUUUGAAAUGACACAUGAGGGUGUUGUUAAAAAUGUGCGUGGGCAGAAGUACUGCAUAUUGGAUUUGGCACUAUUAUUUGGGAGCUGAGUGAAUAAUUUAUUAAAUAUAUUCUUGCCCACCUUUCUCUUUUAAAGAAACCCAUAAAUCCUUGGGUGGGUCAAAACCAAUUAACAAAUUUCAAUCACAAAAAUGAUCUUGAAAUGAAAUUAAGAGCAGUGCAUUUAAAAGUACAUUGCAUCAGCAUCCCAAGUGCCUUCUGAAAAAGAAAAGGCUUUUUGCUGUUCUUUGGAAAGCAGUAAAAGAUUUUGCUUCGCAGGGACCCCGAGGGACAGAGUUCUGCAUUGUGACAUCAACAGCAGGCAAAGUCCUGUUCGUUGGAACUGCCAGUCUAAUCAUUGACAGUGUUGGCACGCAGAGCUGGGCUUCCCUAGGUGAUCUAAGAGCAGGGCUAUUGUUGGCAGUCAGUAUCUUUGGGCACUUGCCAAAGCCCACACCUUAGUAGGAGGCUUGGUGCCAAUUCCUAGAGCCUUGUGGGCCUCCACCUCCUUCCUUCCUGUGUUGCAGCCUCUUCACCUGCCCUCUCUAAGAAAGGAGAAGGAGCAGUAACCUCUAUGUGCUUUGGUUUCUACCUCUGGAAGGUGGCUUGGGCUGGGACCAGAGAGAAAGGGAAGCAAAUGAGCAGCAACAGUGGUGGAGAAGACAUGAUAGAUACAAUUGGGGAGUGAGCCAAUUGAGAGCAUCUUGCACAAGUCCCCCUACACAUUGGCGGAGGAUGGGGGAUGCAGUAUGUGCAGCCUGCCCCGGGUGUCAUCCCUGAGGGGGGGGGGUUUGACAUCACCACGCUGUCCCCCUGGGAUGCUCGCCCUGCCCCACCGGCGGCUAGCCCCAUCCCCACUCUGGGUGCCGUAGCAGCUAGCUCUGCCUCUGCCUACCCACACACCUGGUACUGGCAUUAUCUAACAGUGUGAGGAGGUUUCUCCGCAAAGAUGCACGACGGAAAAAAAAUUCACAGAACAUUUAAAGGAAAAUUUGCCAGUGCUUUAUUCACUUGUGGAAAAUUCUCAGUUUCGUAAGUUCGCUUGUAACAGCAAAAGGAUGCCAAUGCAAUUUGAGGCAAGCCUGGCAGUUUUCAAAGAUUUUAGCUUUGUUUGUUGAAUACUAAUGAAAAGCGCUCAGCUUUGAUUGAGUGUUCUAAGAAACGAACAAAAGAAAAAUCAGCGGUCAAAAUCAAUGCAGUUUUGAAAGGAUCAGUUUGCCAUCGUGAAUAAAGAUGGUGUUCAAUUUUAUCCAAACAUAGACAAAAAACCUGUUCCUUGAUCUCAGGAACCAUCAUGCAAAAUUUUGUUAUGAUGUAUCAAAUAGUGUUCAAAUUAAUAGAGAAUGGACAAAGAGACAAUUUUUCAAAAGAUAUAGCAGACAAGUAAAAUGUCAUGCUAAAUAAGAUCAUUCUCUAGGGUAUCAGAAAAUUACUCUGUGCAAACUGAACAUUUUCUAAUCAAAUUACAAAUAGUGGUGUCUGUUUUCUGGGGGAGAUAAUCCAAUUCAGAAUUUUCCAGAAAACCCACAUCACUGUUUGUAUGAGAGUCAACAUGCUCCUGUAACUAGGCAGAUCUGAAGUAAUUUAGGGCUUUAAAGAUCAGUACCAACACCUUCAAAAACUCGAACACUGAAACAAACAGAUCAGAUCAGUAGUGCAGUUAGGUAAUUAUUUGCUUUCUAAAAUAGAUUUUUUCCACUAGUUUUUAUAGUAACAUUAACAGUACAAAAUAAAGUAAUACAACUCAGCUCAGCCAUACAAUUCAUAUUGAUAUCAAUUAUAUACAGUAUUUCAUUAGUCCAAUCAUGUAGAACAUGGGUAGGCAAACUAAGGCCCGGGGGCUGGAUCCAGCCCAAUCGCCUUCUAAAUCCAGCCCGCGGACGGUCCGGAAUCAGCAUGUUUUUACAUGAGUAGAAUGUGUCCUUUUAUUUAAAAUGCAUCUCUGGCUUAUUUGGGGGCCUGCCUGGUGUUUUUACAUGAGUAGAAUGUGUGCUUUUAUUUAAAAUGCAUCUCUGGCUUAUUUGUGGGGCAUAGGAAUUCGUUCAUCCCCCCCAAAAAAAUAGUCUGCCCCCCCCCCAAGGUCUGAGGGACACUUGAACGGCCCCCUGCUGAAAAAGUUUGCUGACCCCUGAUGCAGAAGAACAGAAAUAAAGUGCUGAUUGUGAACUAAAAAAGUUAUGCAUCGGUUCAUGCUAUAUUCGAUAUUGUCAGGGGUAUGCAGUUCUGGCACACACACACACAUACCCCCAAUGUUCAAAGUGUGCCAUUUUCUGUAACAACUUCAUUGUGAAUACCGGCAGCUUUUUUUUUUUCUCCAAAAAAAUAACGCGUUGGAUAUUGUAUACAAUUUACUGCAGGAAAUCCCUCUAUAAUGUUCCGUGUGAAAGGCUGGACUGCAAUUAACAUUCUCCCUGGUGGUAUAUAUGAAAUACAGCUAGACCAACGUUCAUGGAAUAGCAUUUUAAUUUUUUCUACAGUUAGGUAGUUCUAGACUUAAUGGUCUUUUACACUGCCUUUUCAGAAGGUAGCGUUUAUUACUUCACUUUCAAAUGUGGUAAGCCAGCGUUCCUCAUUUGUCCCCCCACAUCCUCAUUCUGCAGAGCAGGGACCUGCCAAGUACUUCCCUGUCAGCUCAGCACAGUGCUGGAUUUAUGUAUAAGCUAAGUGGCAAAUGGCUUUAGAUACCUAUUAGGUCCAUCAAUUACCAUAUGGCAUAUAUUUAACACAAAAACCAGUGACCAUUUGUUGUUGAUAAAGGACAGCUGGACAUAUAAAGGGCCCCAUUACCUUCAGUAGCUUAGGGCCUCAUCAAACCUAAAUCUGGCCCUGGCUCAGCAGCAUCCCUGGAUAAGGCAGGAAGGUCUUGUAUUGGAAUAAUCAUUUCACACACUUCUUUCCACUGCUAUAGUUGCUCUCUUGAUUCCCUCCCGCUCUCGCAGUUAUGCCUUUUUAAUAUUGCUUGCAACGGUUUCCAAUUUCAAAAGUAAGUCUGAGUGUGGCAAACAAACACUAUCGAUGCAUCCUCAGGGGACAGCCCACGUAAUUCGGCUUGCAGAAACACGGGGUGGGGGUGAGCAGCGUGCGAUGAAAGGAACAAAGAAAAAGAUGCAGUUGCAAGAUAAAGUGUGAGAGAGAGACCUGCUUCCGUUGACUGAACUGCAGGCAACUGGGUCUUACCCCUGACAGAUGGCUUAUUGUACCUCCUAUCAGAUGCAGCAGCUGCAUAAGCCACAGAUGGAAAUAUAACAUCUUCAGAGUUAUUAGGUGUGAUUCUGACUCUGGUUUAAUUUAGGUUCAUGGGAUCCUUGAAGGCAGAAAAACAUUUAAGCCCCCUUGCAUCUGCAAAGUGGCAGAUCGGUGCAAGCCCUCGGUGUUUCUUCUGCAAGAAAUCUGGUUUGUAGGUGAUGGAGAGGAAGGCAUGGGUGGAAGAACUCUUGCAAAUGGUGCAAGCGGGGAGCAGGAACAGCCCCUCAGGCUGAGGAUCCCUACAUCCAAACACUAAAUCGCACCUCCUUUCCCCAAUGGAAGAGCACAGAGAGUUACAACCUAAUGUUUCCUGUUUGGGGGACGUUAAAAGUAGACGCAAAAGGAAAAUCACACCAACUUACUAUAGAACCAGCCUUCCCCAAUCUGGGGCCCUCCAGAUGUGUUGGACUACAAUUCCCAUUAGCCCCAGGCAGCAUGGCUAUACUGAUGGUACCCCAAAACAUGGGGGGGGGAACCAGGUUGCUGAAGGCUGAGCUUAUGCUAGUGUCAUAGUUUAGAGUUCAGUCUACUAAACUUUAGCAUGUUUAUAAGAAUUCAAUAGGAUUCACACCAACAGGUUUGAGCCAGAAGGCUCACCUGGCUUUUUCCAUGAGGAGCCACACCAAAAGAUCCUAGGUACCUGGGGAUUCCAUUUUUUCAGAAGCAGGUUAGAAGGACUUUUUCUUCCCACUGUUAACUUGAUUCAUAUGUAGUGUUAGAAACAUCUGGCUAGUUCAGAUGACAACCUUGAGCUAGGUUAAGAACUUUAAGAACUUAAAAGAAGAAAAGUCACUUGAUCCAGGGGCAGUCCACAUAUAUAUUGGCCUCUUCCGACCUCUUUUUCUUAAUGGGGACUGCUCCUGCUCAGGCUGCACACAAAAAAGCAUUUUGGUUUCUGGAAAUCCAUUCCAAUUGUGCAGAUAAAAUAUAAACGGUAGAAUUCUACAGCAUGCAGUAUUAGUGUGUGAAAACAGUCCAGACCCAAUGAUCCUCAGGCAUGCACCUCCAGAUGGUGGAGAUGUCAGGCGCUAGCCUGACACCCAGGCAUCUUCACUUGGUCACAAGUGGUUGAUAGCCAGGUGCAAAAUGUACUUGGUACCUGGCUAAUAUUGAACACUGUUCACAUGUACAAGAGUUUUAAUACUAAUGGUAUCAUGAACAUGAAUAUAUACCCAUAUGAGCAAUGUUGGGGGGUAAUGAAAGGAGCCUGCAAGGGCCAAUUAACAGGCAUCGACAGGAAGCAAAGAUUCCAGUGAGUCUAUGGGGCGAAGCUGCAGCAUUUCAUAACAGCACAAGGUUUAAUUACGGUACUGAGAGGGAUGGGGGUAAUAGCUGGUGGGGACAGCUAUGGGAAUCCUACUUACAAUUCAGCAAAUCCAGGAUCAGGCACAAUAGACCGGGUUGCUUGGCAAGGAUCUCAGAAAAUAAGAUUGCUUUUAAAAAAUGCCUUAGAACCCACCCUGUGUACAUUUCUCCUUGAUUGUAAUGCUCAGAACACCACCACAAAGGGUUAAGUCUCUUCUUUCCUUCUAAAUACUAAAUAAGGGUUAAACUCAGCAAACCCUCCAGAUGCUUAAAGGGGAAUAGGCAAAAGAAGAAGAAGAAGAAGAAGAAGAAGAAGAAGAAGAAGAAGAAGAAGAAGAAGAAGAAGAAGAAGAAGAAGAAGAAGAAGAAGAAGAAGAAGAAGAAGAAAAAGAAAAAGCUGCCUUAUAAAUCUUUAGCAAUGUGAGGCCUCAAGUCUGAGCAAAUAAGCACGCUCUUCCCUGUUUCCCCCCCCCCCCCAGUUCCUGGGUGUUUAUGAGGCUGGGAUAGAGAGGGAAGGCAAAACACUCACCUCACGGUUUAGUUAUAGUGGCAAAGUCUGCUGGUAUCCCAUUCAGCAGCUUAGGAAGGCUGGGCUUGAAACCAGAUAGCAAGACACUGUGGCCAAAUACAUUUCUUGGAGAUGGUUGUAGCUAGAGAGUAACCCAUCAUGAGCAGAAAUCGGGAAUCCUAGCUUCCUCACGGUCCUUUUAUUUUACUACUUUGCUGAUUGCUUCCGACUUCAAAGGGUGUGUGCACGUAAAUGGCCUUUUAUAUGUGUUGUGUUCCCAUCACAGUAUUACUUGCAUCUCUGUUGUAUAGAAAUUGAAGGAAGGAUGUGUUCAUAUGCGGAUUUUCCAUUUCAGGUGUUUAGGUUGUCUGUGUUCCUUUUUCUGGUUUUGAGUAAAUUUGGUGCCAUUUGUGGUUGUUGUCCAUUGAAGAAGAAAAAAAGCAUGUAAUUAAUUAUUAGUGUGCUUGGUGCUGCACAAACUGACAAGAGGACAGGUCUCUGUCCCCAAGGAACUUACAGUCUAAAAUUUGACCUAAAGGUAAGCAACAGUGGAAGUGGAGGCAGGGGAAAAUAAUAAAGAAAUAUAUGUAUAUGAGUUACACCCUUGGUGUAGGUGGGCUGUGCGGCCUUCCAGAUGUUGCUGGACUCCAGAUCCCAUCAGCCCUAACUAGCAUGGCCAAUGGUCAGUGAUUAUGGGAGCUGUAGUUAAAAAUACAUCAUGAGGGGCAAAUGUUCCACACCCGUGCGCUAGAGCAUGGGGUCCAGGAGGCUGUACCAAAGACUUACUAGGCUGCGUUUUGAGGAGGGGUGUCAAGUAAAGUAGGAGGAGUGUUCUAGGAGGCAGCUCCAGGCAUACAAGCCACCAAGGGAGAAAAGGUGAAGGUUGUUUGUUUGUAGGACCAGGAGACUUUCACAUUGUGGUGGGUGGUGGAGCUUCAGGAACCAAGUUCAUGAGCAGGGAAUGCAAUUUUUACUCUCUCUCUUCUUAAAGGUUUCCUGAAAUCUUAGUUUAAGCUACUGUACUUGUGGGCUUUUGGGUCAAGUGAAAAAUAUCACACACACACACAUGCUGAUGCUGCUGGUGCUCUCAAGGUCUUCUCCUGCUGCCCAUAAAGCCUCCUAAGGUGGUGAAGCUGGCUACCUUUUUCUCCCUUGAAAAGCACAUGGAACCGAAGAAGGAAGUUAGGAGUCUCACUCUCUUUCCCACUUCCUCUUUUAUCUCUAUGUGCUUCCCAAAACUCAGAUUAAUUCUACUGGAGGUGGCUAGAGUGGGUGCCAAGAUUAAGGGUGAGGUUGCCAGCAUUUAAAGACUCAUCUGGAGGCAUUGGGCUCUACUAGCCUAUUGUACCAGUGGAAGCCAGUGCAAGGAUUCCUGCUAGCACAAUGCGAAUUUUCACUUUUUCACCUCCUGCUUGCACCCUGCACAAUCCCCAAAUUUGCUCUGGAGGGAUGGGGGAACACCCAGACCAGGUUUUGGGUGGUGCUGGGAGAAGGAAGGAGGAGGUUCCCUUGCACAGGGAAAACCUUUCCACUGAUACAACCCAUAGCACUAGGCUGAACACAACCCAUCCAGCAUGAGUCAUUUGCAUUGCUUUUUGUGUUAUGCUUUGUCCUCAUGAAGACAUUAACUUGAGUGCUUUAUUCAUGCUUUAAAAAGAAUUGGCUAGGUUGCCACUACUUGAAGUAAGCAUCACUUAGAGCUCAUCCAGACUUUGGUGCCACAUUUCUAGGUUUGCGCUUUAAAGCUUUCCCUGCAAAAAACUUGCUCUUUACCUCUGAAUCAGAGUAAAUGGCAUCUGCAGAAAACUUGAUUUGCAAUUUGUUCUGAUUCUGCAUUAAGGAGUGGGUUUUCUUGGGGAAAGUGAUGGGGCAUGGGGCUUAAAAGCAUGGAUGUGCGCCUAGAAAGUACAGGGCAAUAGCUAAGUGUGGAUGAGCCCUUAGCUGCUGAUGGAAAAAAGUGUUAUAUAAGAGCCUAGGAGAAACCAAUCACCAUCUGUUUUAUACAUUUAAAGCAGUACUCAUACCACUUUAAACAGUCAUGGAAUCCUGGGAACUGAAGUCCCCCCCCCUAAUUUUAAUUAUAAGAACAACAUAUAAGCACAGUAACUUGUCCAGUGGUAUGUACAUUCUUAUUAAGUUUCAUAUGCAGUACACAAGGAAUGCAGUCGUACCUUGGAAGUCAAACAGAAUCCAUUCUGGAAACCAAGGUGUGGCUUCCGAUUGGCUGCAGGAAGCUCCGGGACAAUCACUUCUGGGUUUGCGGCGUUUUGGGACCCAAAAUGUUCAUCUUACAAGUCGUUUGAGAUCCAAGGUAUGACUGUAUGUUUAUUUAUGCAUUAUCAAGUAUCCUAUCCAUAGAGAUUCUUGUGUUGGGGGUAUAAUAAAAGUAUCUUCUGUCUCAUUUAUAAAGGAAAAGAAAGGAAGCCAAGCCUCACCAAAAGUGUCUGUCCUUACAAUACCUUCUGUGCCAAGUAAGGCAUUCUGAUAGCCACGUCCCAAAUAUCAUUUAACCAGAUUUCAAUGGGGAUUUGGGAACUGUAGUUUGUUAACGGGUGCUCGCUGUUUGUGCCAUAUGUGAUAAUGUUUUCAGUGUGGUCUAGAUGCCCCUGUGCCAUAAAGUACCUAAUAUGUAUAUUGCAUAUGCGGUGGCCUUGAGUCAGAGAAGUGUUUCCCUUUGCUCUAGGCUCUAGAGAUAUAAAAAGUAUGCCAUUGUCACUCCCUUCAGCCAUAUAAUUUUAAACAUAGUUCCCAACUCCACCCAACUUACAGACAGACUAGUAGUGCAUUCUUGGUCUUAUUUUUGGCAGACACAGUUGUGUUGGUGGUCCAUGGCUCUCUGUGUCUUGGCAGGGCUGUGGUACGACUGCCUCCGUUUGGUGCUGUGUGAGGCAUAUUCCCCGGAACCUCUCUCAGCUAUCUCUCAUCAUCAGUUAACGUCCAUUGCCCUUUGAACAGACAGCAUGCUAUGACUUUCUAGUUGAGAUUGCCCAGAUAUCCAGGGGUUCCCUCCCCAGCAAUUUGAGGUCAUUGGUGGGGGAGAGCUGGGACAGUGAUCUCUGGCUCCUCUCCCUCCAGCAUCUGGUUUGCAUUGUGUACGCCUGGCCCCUGGAGCCAAGGGCAUCUGCCAUAAAGCUAAAAUUAGCACAGGAUGUUGAUCUAGUUAGCUGGAUUUGGUAACUCCAAGCUCCUGGGCUGGCUCCAGAGAUGAGUCAGUUCUCCUCCUCAACCCUGCUGCUCAGACCUCUGUGCACAUUUGAUCGGAUGCAGGUCCUGCGCAGCAAGGCUCUUGGGGGCCACUUUUCUUUGCUCUGGUUUGUGCAUCGGUUGGUAGUGCUAGAGGUAGUCUUGCUUCUUCCCCGCAUCUUAGGGGUUUCCAAACUGUGGUCCAUGAAUCACUAGUUGUCUGUGAGCUUCAUUCAGGUGGUAUGUUGAUUUUUGGCUGAAAGUGGGAAGUAGUACAUGUAUUACAUGAAAUAGCCAUAUGUAUUUUUCAUUUCAUUUUCACCUUUCCCCCCCUUCUAUGGGAUUGUUACAGUUUGAGAUCUAUGGAAUCUACCAUAGCAUCUAGCACAGCACAUUACAAUUGCUACAAUAGGCAGUGAAAUUGUUAAGUGGUCCUUCAGGGCCCUUAGCAAUUGUCAAGUGGUCCAUCGGGGAAGAAAUUUCGGGAAACACUGCUGCAUCUUGCUGCUGUUUCACUUUGUCUGUUGGAAUGGAGCAGCCUCUUUUCAGCAUUUAGGGCUGGGCAGCAGAAUGAGUCUCUUUUUGUCUCUGUUGCGCUUGUCAGCACAUGUCUCUCCGGCUAUUGGCAAAGCCACAGUGUUUAUGUCGGGCAAGGUUUUUUCAAGUCUUGCACAGUUGAGCGGGGUGUGGGUGGGUGUCCUUGCCUAGUGAAUCAUUUAAAUGUGUCCACUCUUCAUUGCCUCCCAUUCUGAAAUAGUGGAGGAAUAGCAAGGGCAGGCAGACCUAGACCACCUUGCUGUUUAGCGUGGCCAUUAAGGGAGCUGAGAUCUAGGACUUAAGUAGCUGGGAAUCUGAUUUCACAGAUCCAUAUUGCAAAAUCCAGGAUACUUAAUUUGAGUCAUUUUUAAAUUACUGACCAUUAUGCACUUUGUGUAAAUUGCAUUUUGGGGUUGAGUCCAUCUGAACAAAUAUAUCCAUGUCUCUGAAAGAUGGAAUGCACUAACGUGGUUGCUGCUAAUUCCAUAGAAUGAGGGGGAAGGUAGCAAGAUAUGAUGGAAAUAUUAUCAACUAGGGGCAUGUCUUAUGAAAGCUCCUUGGUAUGAAUGAGAACUCAGGAACCACAAUAAUGCUUGGUUAUAUUUUAUAGCAUAACCUAUAGUUGCUUAUAAAUUGAAAGCUUUUGAACCCAGGUUCAACCCCCACACCCAUUUUUCUCGAAUGUGGACUUGCAUGUCUAUUGAGAAGAUGCCAGAUUUCUGUGCUUAAUAUCAUAUAAGCUACGUGGUGGGCCUUGUACUUUUAAAACACCUUGCUUCAGGGAGCACCCUUGCUAGCCAAAGCUGGAUGUAGGAAGCAGAGGAAGUUGGAAGGGUUUUUUAAAAACAGCAACAUAACUUCAGCUGAAGCAGCUUGAACCUACUGACAUGACCACCUGAAAGGUGCCAAAUACAUCUUUAGGCUUUGAUCUGCUGUCCAGUUAAGUUUCAUAAUGGAGAAGGGCAGUUUAAAUGCAAAAUGGAAAAAGGGGUUAAAAACUAUAUUGUAGCACAUCAAUUUAUCUUUUAAUUUACAGGAGUGUGCAGCUGGAACUAAAACUGCCUCCACAGGAAAAUGGAGGGAGAGAAAAACCUAACAGCAGCAGGGUGGGGAAGUAUAUUGAGUUUGUCAUUAUUCCAAGUAGCAAGUUAUGAUUUGCAGCCUUGACAGAUAAAUUACUUACUUACUUAAAAUUAAAAAGUAGCAAAUGCUGAGUGUUCAUUUUCAAAAUUCAGACUUCACACAAACACACACACACAAACUCUUAAGAAAAAAAACUGCAUGGCAAGGGAGAGGCCUGUUGACUACGAUGGAAAUGGAAAAGCAAAUCUAUAAUUUGAACUUGCUUUGCUAAAAGACGUGCCAGAGAGGGAAAGGAUCCUUCACUGCUUUGUUCACAAGCCAUGUUGGGUUGUUUGGCUAUUCUGGAUGAAGUUGCACUCCCUUUGGUGGAUCAGGGAUGCAUUUGGGGAGUGCUCCUGGAACCAUCUCUGUCACUAAAAACUCCAAGUGACCUCUGUGGCAAAGAGCACCUACGACCAGCUUUGGUUGGUAUUACAGCUGUGCUCUUUCCUGGAUAGGGUAGCUUGGCCACUGCUGGUCAUGCGUUGGUAUCUGCACGCUUAGGUUUCUGUAAUGUGCUGUAUCUGUGGCUGUUCUCGCAGCCGGCACAGAAGCUGCAGCUAAGUGCAGGAUCCAGCAGCUGUAGUGCUGAAUGGGGCACCCAGGUAUGUACAUACUUCACUUGUGUUGAAGGAACUGCACUGGCUGCCCUAGUGGCUACCAGACAACACUCAAAAGUGUUGUUGCAGACAUAUAGAAAAUUCUGAACAACUUGGCUCCAGGAUGUUUGGCAGAUUGCUUUCCCCUAUAUAAUCCUAGUCAAUCCCUACAGUCAUAUAAUCAUAGCUUCAGAGGAGGUCCUUUCAAACUCUGCUUACAGCACUGCCAGUUCUCAAGGCUUGGUGCUUUUUCCUUCACCCGCUGCAGCUCCAGAACUCCCGCACCUUCUCCCUAGCUCGCCUCUGUGCAUACAUGAAAUAAUCAUUCAUUCCUGGGCUGGGUUGAUUUGCUGGCUGCACAGAAGAGAGCAUCACACUGGGAGCAUGGAGUGUUCAUGGGAUUAUUUAUUGGCUGUGGGAGUGGCUUCAUAGCUUAGCACUUGCGGAGACUGAAGGAGAUUCUGGGGCCUUCCUAAAAGAGACAGAUUUCCAAGCUGAUUAUCUCAGUGGAUCCUCCUGACCUUAAAAAGUAUGAAAUUCUGGCUGAGGAAUCCAGCUGACUAACUCUCCUCCCAGAAUGCACUUGGGGCAUCCUCUGUAUGGCAGUAUUGUUUUAGCAGCAGGAACCAUGUUAGUUUCCAGCAGCCAAACUGCUGUUAUUCAGCGACUACAAUAACCUUGGCAGAUGUUGUUGUGGUUGCCGCGGAAACGUUUUCUUUUGGUCAUAGCCCACGUGAAAUUUAUUGUUUUAUUUAGGUCCUGACAAGCAGGUUGCAGUGGGGAAGGCCAGAGUGUCACCUCGCGAGGAGGAGACGUGUAGGCAGAGCAGCCCAACCUCUUGUGUCUCCCACAAGCACUGGCUUUGGCCAGCUUUAUGCUGCCUAGUAGUGUACCGGCCCCGCCCUCGCCCUCCUCUGAAAAUAUGAAAUUCCUGACUAAACCAUCCAUUAAUUCUGCAACCACAAAUCCUCAGUAUUUGAAUGGCAAAGCCAUGCCUAUAUUCACAUGUUUUAUUUAGCUGGCAGACCUUACGUACACAGUUGUAUAAUUUUAUGGUUUGAAUUUUUCCGUUUUAUGUUCUGCUUUAUUUCCUUUUUUGUCAGAGACGGGAGAGAAUUGGCAGAAAGCUGUAGGACACACAGGAACAGUUAAGAGCCGGGAAGAAGCAACAGGCUGGGCAGGAAAAGGGAGCUUGUGGGCCUGUCUACCCAGGGCCGGCUCUAGGGGUAGGCUGGGUGGCGCGGGGCCAGCAGGGGGGCGCUAUGUGGCGGAGCUGCGCGGGCGCCCACCAGCCGCGGCAAGAAACGGGGCGGGGCGGGGGUGCCAGAGCGAUCUCCGCACCACGGCGCCCGGGCGCCCGACAUGCUUAAGACGGCCCUGUGUCUACCCCAGUCAUCUUUGCUCCAUCCCUCUCUCCUAAAGUUUUAUCCAGUCCUUCAAAGUGUGCCCAGAGCUGUUACAGUAGCUCUUGGUAUAUGUCGGUGUUGCUGUUGCAAGUGCCUCUCGGAUAAACUACCUAGGCUGUGGCAAAAAAACACACAGCAGCCAUCCCAGACACAUAAAAACCCAGAGCACUUUUUAAAGCAGAACUCUCUUUCAAGGCCUUCCGCCCUGCACAAGGCAGUGCAGCUGUGGCUUAACAAGGGCAGUCCCAGAAUCGGUGUCUCACAGCAGUCUAAAGGGUUGGGGCAGUCCAGAGUCUCAAGAAAGGGUCAACAUUAGAGGAAAGGUGACCAGCUAGGUGGAAGGGUGGCACAAGUCAGGGAAUCCUAGAAUCUUAGAGUGGUAGAAUUGGAAGAGACCCUGAGGGUCAUCUAGGUCAACCUCAAGGCAAUGCAGGAAUCUCAGCUAGAUCAUAACAUGACAGAUGGCCAUCUAACCUCUUUUUAAAAAUCUCCAAGGAAAGAGAGUGCACCACCUCUCAUGGGAGUGUCAGAAAGUUCUUCCUGAUCUCAUUUUGAAACCAUUUGUUUGGGUCCUACCCUCCAGAGCAGAUGAAAAAACAAGUUUGCUCCAUUCUGGUACAGAGAUGUUGUCCGUGCAACCAUAUGUUACUGGGGCAAAGAUGUUGUGCCUGGAACAGAAGGCUUUUAAACUCAAACCUUCACGUUGCUUGCAGGUUUGGUCUACUCUUGAGGAGUGGCUUACUCACUAGUAUUUAUUUACUCCCAAAGCGCCUUUGUUCCUCAGAUAGGCACUUUGGCAUUUGGCGGUCAACUGAGCCUGCCCCUUUAGGGCUCAAUGGCAGCUUGGCAUCUGCCUGAUUCCAAGAUAGGGCUACCCUUGCCUCAGGAAGAAGGUUAGAUCGCCAUUUUCCCUGAGGACCCGGGACCCUCCUAGUCUCCCUCGCAGUCCCUUCUCACAGCAUAUUUUCCUCUUGAGAGCCCCAAAGAGAAUUCCUCCAGCAGGGGCACGGCCCCUUUGAGGCCCUGAUCCCCGUUACUGGGAUUUGACAUGAGAAAGUUGAGGUGCAUAUCCGUCCUAUACACUUCCCCUACAUAACCCUUGAAAGGGGAGGAUGUUAGCAAGUUCAUUUUUCUUAGACCUGUGUCUAUUCAAGUCGCAUCACCUAUUCCAGGCACCCCCAAACUCCGGCCCUCCAGAUGUUUUGGACUACAAUUCCCGUCUUCCCUGACCACUGGUCCUGUUAGCUAGGGAUCAUGGGAGUUGUAGGCCAAAACAUCUGGAGGGCCGAAGUUUGGGGAUGCCUGACCUAUUCUUUGGCACUACAGGGAACUAGUUGCUUCCCUUGGACUGAAAUUUUUGGCCCACCCACCUCAAAGUUGGCAGUGCCAUGGCACAAGUAAUGGGGGAAGUUGCUCCUGGCGCCCUCAUGUAGCAAGGAUGAGGAACCUAGGGCCCAAUGCACCCCUCCAGGACUUUUUGUCUGGCCCUCAGAAUUCUUCCCUGGCCACACCCCUCUCUGGCGAGCUGCACAUAUCCUAAGUGCUUUCGCCUGACCAGAAUGUGUCCUUUCACUCUGAUAAUGCCUUUUGCUUACCCGGAUGGGGGAUAGAGAGAUGAGCGUGGAGAAGCUAACCUCCUGUACAAAAGUAGACAUCUAUAUUUGUUGCUCUUCCUACUUUUUGCCCAGUGCUUUAGCUGGAAAAAGUUCACCUGCCAUCUCCCUGUCCUGCAGAAAGGACUAUCUGUUCACAUGGCUUUAGCAGUCAUUUCUUGAAGCAAGGCAUGAUGACAGUGUGUUUCAGUUCUCCAAGUGAUAAGUGUAUCAUUUCCUAAAAAACUUUCCCUGCAAAGGAGGCAGGGGUGCCAACUGGAAUAAAACAUUGUGGGGGCCCAGGUAUGCCCCGCCCUGCAAAAUUGAUCACAUGACACGGUGCACGCACACCAUUUGAAUGGCAAUGCCCAUCAACUUUGGAGGUGGGCCUCCAGCCCCCUCAAAUACCGUGUUUCUCAUAUUAUAAGACAUGUCUUAUAUUUAUUUUUUCCUCAAAAAAACACACUAUGGCUUAUUUUCAAGGGAUGUCUUAUUUUUUUCCUCCUCCUCCUGCCGCGGCCAGCAUUGCUGCUGCGCCUAUCACUAGGUCUUAUUUUCGGGGUAUGGCUUAUAUUCCUUGAAUGCUUAAAAAUCCUGCUAUGGCUUAUUUUAUGGGUAUGUCUUAAAAUAUGAGAAACAGGGUACUUUAUUGCGAAGCCCCUAUGGCCCCCCUAGGAGUUGGCUCCUAUGAAAGAAGGUAUAGGGUGGGAAAAUCAACGCAAGUCACUUCCAGUUUCUUGGGCCUGUACAGAUUUUGCCCUGAUUUGGUCUCUUCUGAACUGGCUGCUGAAUCUGUUUGUCUAAACUUUUUUUUUACACAAAUACUCCAUGCCUUUCAGUGCUCUUUCCUACAAGACAAGUUCAGCUUUCAAAAAACUGCCCUCGGUGCCCCACAUUAUUUGGGAAGGAAGUGCAAGAGACUGUGAAGGGCUGUUUCUGUGUGUUUAUUACAUAUAUAGACGACCUUUUCUCCCAAGGAGCUCAUGGCUCUCCUCCCCAUUUCAUCCUCACAUCAACCCUGUGUGGUAGCUUAGGCUGAGAUGGUGACUGGCCCCAGGUCACCUAGUGAGCUUCAUGACUGAGUGGGAAUCCGAACCCUGGUCUCCCAGGUCAUAGUCCAACACUCUGACCAUUACACCACACUGGCAGUGCUGGGGUUGGCAGGCACAGAAUGAGAAGGAGUUCUUGUGCCUUUAAAUACCAUAAGUUUAGUAUAAGUUGGGAGAAACUGCAAGUGCUAGCAACGACCUUCUCCAUCCCACCCUCUUCACCUGUGAUUCCAGCAUACCCUCAAAUUUCUCGGGAGUUGCAUACCAUACCCCCAUACCCUCCAACAUUUCUCCAGUGAAAAUAGGGACGUCCUAAGAAAAGUAGUUGAAUCAGAAACUGUGGAGAAUAGGGACCCUUUGAGGGUCUGUUCCAGCGCCCUGUCCUGUUCUCCCUGUGCUGCUGAUGAAAACUAGCAUCAGGAGAGAAGGGGUUUGAGGCAGGGAAGUCUAGAAGUGAAGAAGCAAACCUGGGGAUCAGAGAAAGAUCUGGAAAUGCUGUGGCUGAGAAAUGCAACCAGAGAGGGAAGGUUGGAGAGGAGGGAAAGUGGGGGUUUGUGUGGGCCUUAAAAAUGGCUAUUAAGAAUCAGAGUGGGCCCUUCCUGUCCUUAAUCCCUUAACAGUGGUAAUUGCAAUUAGCCCUAUUAGCACUAAUGGGUCUGAGUACAGGGCUUUUCUCUCCAUGCCCAGCAGAGAGAGUGGAGUGCUCUUGAGCAUUGCAAAGUAAGGCAGAGGGAUCUGCCUGAGCAUGAAUUAAUGAUUCUCAUGGGAGGUUCCUGCCUGCAGGGUGGUAAAUAGCAGAUGGACCAAGUACGGGAAUGAAACGGGAGGGAAAUCUUGACAGCAGAAGGUGUUGGUUCUUGGUUUAAGGAAAGGGAGAGGGGCUUGAAUUGCGAGAGAGGGAAACUGAGGCAUGGGAAGGAGUAUUGAUGCAACAGGUUAACAAACAUAUAUAUCUGCAUUGCAACUGGCAGUGCUCACUCUAGAUCAGGUACUGUAUAAAGCACCUUCCUUUGUUAAGUCUUCUGUUCCAGGUACAACAUUUUCCCACCACUAACGUCUGGUUGCUGGAACACCUUUGCACUAGUUAUGUACAGUGUCUAGAAUUUUUCAUUGCUUGUUCUGCUCUUUGAGUGAAUGUCUGAUUUGAUUCCCUGUUCUUUCUUGGAAAUAAUAAUACCACUACCUAGCAUGUUAAAGUGAUCAAAUCUCUUCACAUACAUUGUUGCAGCUAUGCUUAAAGCAUCCCUUUAGGUUAGGUAAGUAUUAUUAUCCUCACACUGCAGACCAGAGGCUGAAAGAAAAAAGCUCAUCAAAUCAUGCAGAAGCAGAAGGCAAGAUUUGAAUCAAGGGAUUUCCUGGUUCACAACCUCUUUGCCACUAAAAAGUCUAGAGUUUGGUACUGUACUUGGGAUAUCAAACUCUGUUUUCUGUUGCAGAGUAAUUUAUUACAAUCGGAGACCAACAUAUAAAACACACUUGGGGGUACAAUCCCAGAAGGAACACAAACAUUUAAAACAUUGAACAACAGUAAAUUUAAAAUUUAUAAAUGCGAUAAGCGUAUAGACACUAAAAACUUUGAGAUAAGCUACCGCAGAGACAUGACCCACAAUCACCCGAGGGACCGGGUUUGGGGAUUUUCUUGACGAACUAGUUUGGAUUGGGGUGGUGGUUUGCACCUAUAGAUCUGUACACAGAAUCUGGCGACCACCCGGGUCGUCUUUUGAUCUUUGCCUAACAGGAGAAGAUCAAUUUUUUGCUUUUCCGGGAGGUUGGCAAGCCUCACCAGCAGGGAAUCAGUGGUCUCACUAUGUGCCUCUUCAUAAAAGGGACAUUAAAAAAAUAAGUGCUCUGGGCUUCCUUUCUCCCCCCAAUGAACAGGCGCAAAUUCUCUGAGCAUAUGGGACUUUUUUAAAGGAUCCUUCCAGGACCGGCAAGGGCAGUGCCCUUCUUGCAUUUUUGGAUAUGAGAAAGGAGAGAUAUGCUGCCGGUGUGGCUAUUUUUCUCAAUUUUUCCAGUUUUAUAGCCUGGCCCUCCUUGAGCAAUCCUAUUGUCUCUCUGUGUCUAUGAUUCUUUGCCCUAAUCAUGGCUUUUGUUUUGCUCAACCCCAGACUUAGAAGGGUUCGAGGGGCAAAACCUAGUUUCUGAAGGGUGUUCAGGACUGCUGUCUGCCAGCCUGACUGGAACUGGUCGCAGAGGCUCAGUGGGGAUAUUCCUCAGGGGAGCAGAUUCAAUGACAGCCAUUUGUAGAUUGAUGUUAUGCAGAUAUAAUCCUCUACUCUCAUCAUCCCCGUUUCUAGUCUGACCCAUGAGUUUGAAAAGCAUCUGGGGACAUGUAGGAGAGCUCUAAGGAGUUUGGAUUGAACUCUCUCAAGGGAGGAGAAAGCAGAGGAAGGUGGGCCCAGAAAGGAUCCAUAGAGGAGCUGUGCCAACCUUUUGGCUUUGUAUAAUUUUAGGGCUGUGGGGAUGAAGAAGCCCCCUUGGGCUCUAAAAAAUUUAAGAACACAGUUUGCGUUCCACCCCCCCCCCCAAGCUCCCAAUGGAGUUUAUGUGAAGUUUGUUGGUUCCUGAAGCCAUUCCUAGGUACUUAUAAUUUGUGACUUGUUCUAAUUUAUCACCUUGAAGUUCCCAGCUGUACUUGGGAUAUGUUUUCCCUUGAAGCCUUUGGCAAAAACCUAUUGUUGCCAUACCUUGCUGUAACUAAGCCUAAGUGUGUAUAUCUGAAAUAAUUGUAUAUUCUUUCCCUGUUUCUGUUCUACUUCAGUGUCUCCCUUGUGUUGAUACAUAGAUUUUAAGCCCCUUAGGGCUAGGUGCUGUUCCCUCGCAGUUUGUAAAGUGUUGUGUGCAUGAAAUGUGUCUUCUUGUUGUUGCUGUUUACAAACUGGCUACAUUUGAAUGAAUUUGCUUAAGUUACAUAGUGAACCCAGCUUGGGCAAUUUUAGAAUAUCUCUGACUAUUAGGCACUCCACCUACUCCUCUCCCUUUCUUCAAACAACGUAGCAGAAGUUGCCCAUGUAUUUAAAAUCCAGAAAUAAUCCAGAAAACUAUAUAAAAUUAGUCAAAUGUGCGCACCUAGAUGAACUUGGGUAAUGCAUACCCAGAGAGAGCUUUUGCAUGGUCAUGUGCCGCCAUUCUCCUAAAGUGUGUGGCAGAAUCUGAAAGAACUUUAAAAAGGCUUGUUUGGCUCAUGAAAGAAAGAUUUGAGAAGGGUUACAAUGACGGGAAAGCAUAAGAAUCAUACAUAGCUUAGGCAAGGCUAAAUCGUUGUUAAAGCUUUUAAGUAAUCUCAGGGGUCUCCACUAAAACUCAAAAAAAGCAGUUUUUAUUUUUGUACAACUUAUUGAUCUGUGGAACUCACUUCCAUGGGAUUUGGUGAAGGCCUGCAGCAUAAAUGGGCUUUUUUUUUUUUAAAGAGGGUUCUAAAUAUAUUUAAUGGAGGCUAAAGGUAUUGGGGAAGGUAGCUUUCUGCUCAGGUCCUCUUUAAAUACGAAGUUGCUGGAAGCUGUGAUUGAUGAACUGGAACAUAAUUAUUGAGCAUCUCUCCUGAAGCAUCCCAAAAAGGCUACUGUUGACGACGACAAGCUGCGGGGCUAGAUGGAUUGUUACUCCGAUCCAGUAAGGCUGGACCUUAAUUGAUACUUCCCCAGUGUUGCUCUCAGCUUCCCAAACUCUCCUUGAUGAAGUGAGCCUCUGCAGUGUGCCAGCCCCCCCCCCCUUGCACUCACUUGCCAGGAUCGCAUCCCUGUGAAAUGUGUGGAGCUUCCAGCAAUAAUGCACGAAACCUUGGCACAGUGACUCUUCUCCUUUAAAUAUUAAUGGGGCUGGCAACCAUCUGCAGCAAAAGGGUAUAAAUUUGCCUAACUGCUUCUCUCCACACUGCCUUUUCCCUCUGCCUUCUAGUUCGGAUGGUCUUGCUACCACCAGCAUCCCCAUCCAUUGCCUCGCCUCUGGGCAGCUCUGGUGGAGUCCUCCUCCCCCUCCUCCUCCCGUGCCCCCAUCCCAUGGGUCUGUGGCUAUGGGCUUGCUCUGGGGUAAGAGGUGCAGCAAGUGCCCCACCAACUGCUCCCCUACUUAUGCAGGCAUAAAGUGGAGCAAGGACAGCAGCAUGUCAGACAGCAAGGAAUGGGCCACGCUCAGCCCAGAGGAGUUCACCCAGCUGCAGAAGUACAUCGACUACAGCAGCAAGAAGGUGCAGGACGUGCUGCAGGAAUUUUAUGGAGAUGGUAAAUUGUCUGAGCACCUUCAAGGAGAUACGAUAGACUUUGAGGGUUUCAAGCUCUUCCUGAAAACCUAUUUGGAAGCAGAGGAGAUCUCAGAUGAACUUUGCAGCCAUCUCUUCAUGUCUUUCCAGACUACGGCAGGACAGGCCACAGCAGAGCCAGGGGUGCAAUCAACCAGUGGCUUUGUUUGCGUCAAUGAUGUCUCUUGUUACUUCUCUCUGCUGGAAGGUGGAAGGCCAGAAGACAAGCUGGAAUUCACCUUCAAGCUCUAUGACAAAGAUGGGAAUGGCCUGCUCGACAGUUCAGAGGUGGACCGCAUAAUCACACAGAUGAUGCGUGUGGCUGAAUAUCUAGACUGGGACGUCACUGAGCUUAAGCCAAUCCUGCAGGAGAUGAUGCGAGAGAUUGACUACGACGGCAGUGGCACAGUGUCUCUAUCCGAGUGGCUCCGUGGCGGCGCCACCACUGUCCCCCUUUUGGUGCUACUUGGACUGGAGGCUACCAUGAAGGAUGAUGGGCAGCACCUCUGGCGCCUGAAGCACUUCAACCGGCCCGUUUACUGCAAUGUGUGUGAGACGCUUCUGCUGGGGCUGCGCAAGCAGGGGCUGCGCUGCACUUUUUGCAAGUGCACAGUGCAUGAGCGCUGUGCCCGCAAAGCCCCCCUGAGCUGUAUCAGCACCUAUGCCAAGAGCCGCCGUGACACCAGUGCACAAGCCCACAUCUGGGUAAGAGGCGGCUGUGACGGUAGCAAGUGUGACCGGUGUCAGAAGAAGAUCAAGAGUUUUCAGAGCCUGACGGGAAUGCACUGUGCCUGGUGCCAUCAGAAGAUCCAUGACGAGUGCAUGUCUUUCAUGCCUUCAACUUGUGAUUGCGGGGUCCUCAGAGAUCAUAUCCUGCCACCUUCAGCAAUCUACCCUGUUGUGCUGGAGCGACAGAACAGUCAGAAGAACGGAGUCUGUGGGACCCCUUCAGAAGAUCCAGCUCAGCCCUUCACCACCCCUGAGGGACAGGCACUGCGGAUCAUCCCGGUGCCUGACACUCACCCCUUGCUUGUCUUUGUCAAUCCCAAGAGUGGUGGGAAGCAGGGAGAGAGGGUGCUGCGGAAAUUUCAAUACCUCCUCAAUCCACGGCAGGUCUACAAUUUACUGAAGGGGGGCCCCGGACCUGGGCUAAACUUCUUCCGCGAUGUGCCAGAUUUCCGUAUCCUGGUUUGUGGUGGUGACGGCACAGUUGGAUGGAUCUUGGAUGCCAUCGACAAAGCCAACCUACCAAGUCGGCCUCCUGUGGCUGUGUUGCCCCUGGGAACUGGCAAUGAUCUGGCCCGCUGCCUUCGCUGGGGAGGAGGUUAUGACGGCGAGAACCUAGUGAAGAUCCUUAAAGACAUUGAGGCCAGCAGCAUCCUGCAGAUGGAUCGCUGGUCAGUCCAGGUGACGCCCGACAACCCUGAUGAGAAAGGGGACCCCGUCCCCUACGAGAUCAUCAACAACUAUUUCUCCAUUGGGGUAGAUGCCUCCAUUGCCCACCGAUUCCAUGUCAUGAGGGAGAAAUACCCGGAGAAAUUUAACAGCAGGAUGAAGAACAAGCUCUGGUAUUUUGAGUUUGCUACAUCGGAGACCAUCUUUGCCACAUGCAAAAAGCUCAAGGAGUGCCUGUCUGUUGAGUGCUGUGGGCAGCCUAUUGACCUCAGCGGAGCACUUUCCGGAGUAGCUGUCCUCAACAUUCCCAGCAUGCACGGCGGCUCCAACCUCUGGGGUGAGACCAAGAGACCUUUGGGGGAGGCAGCGGCACGAAGCACAGCAGGGGGAGCCGCACAGCCCCAGGUCAUCAGUGAUGCCGAAACUCUGAAGAACUGUGUACAAGACCUAAGUGACCGGCGGAUGGAGGUGGUGGGCCUGGAAGGCGUCUUAGAGAUGGGACAGAUUUACACGGGACUGAAGAGCGCGGGCAAACGCCUGGCCAAGUGCUCCGAGAUCACACUGCGAACCUUCAAGCAUCUUCCCAUGCAGAUUGAUGGAGAGCCCUGGAUGCAAGCCCCAUGCACGAUCAAAAUAACCCACAAGAACCAAGCCCCAAUGCUCAUCGCUCCACCUCCCCGAUCCUCCAGCUUUUUCGGCUUGAAGAAGGGACCGCAGGAGCCCUAAAAGAAAAAGUGUUUCUGGGUCUAUCAGAAGCCACGGUGAUGCAGCUCAAGGCCUGUUGUCAGGAUGCCCAAUGCUCUUGCACCAUGGGGGGAAGUCCUGCUCUCUUUUACCACCACCAAACACAAACAAUUGAACAAGGUUUCUUGCUGCCUGGUACACGGCAAAGCGGGUGGGCAGCUGCAGCCACAGCGCCUUUGCUUCUGCCACACAGAUCGACGUUGCCAAUUCCCUGGACCGGGGUGGGAGAGCCCUUGCAAUACCCCUGCUAGUGGGUGUUGUCCUUUGUGGGCUGCCUCCCGGUGCCGGUGCCCUCUUACCCCAAUUGUGUGGGUGCCAAAUCUUCCUUCACUGAUCACUCAAAAGGCCCUGCAAAUUGUCUGCUCUUGCCC
Molecule: messenger RNA, 23016 nt
Organism: Zootoca vivipara (common lizard)
Lineage: Eukaryota; Metazoa; Chordata; Lepidosauria; Squamata; Lacertidae
Source: RefSeq, a predicted model, not a curated record